Messenger RNA from Dalotia coriaria, 2243 nucleotides. RefSeq names its product hook microtubule tethering protein. Gene Ontology annotation, biological process: cytoskeleton-dependent intracellular transport; cytoplasmic microtubule organization. Gene Ontology annotation, molecular function: dynein light intermediate chain binding; microtubule binding. The transcript is spliced from 2 exons. Lineage: Eukaryota; Metazoa; Arthropoda; Insecta; Coleoptera; Staphylinidae. The coding region runs from base 226 to 2121 and encodes 631 amino acids. Gene Ontology annotation, cellular component: cytoplasm; centrosome. The record is from RefSeq and is a predicted model, not a curated record.
UUUAGCACAGAUCUGUCACCAAAACCCAUCAUAGCAAACGUCAACCAAGUCAUCAUAAUAAACGUAAUUCAGGGGGACUUGACGCGAAUCACCUCUUGAACAAUAAUAUUAUUAGAUAUCAACAAAUCUAUUUUAUCUAAUCGACCGGAUAAGGUAUGGCAUGUACCUUAGUAUAACAAAACUGAAUUAUCUUUUAGAAGUGCAAUUAAAUCAACUAGUGCAAACAUGGAGCCGUCUGAAGAAGUGAGCAAGAGUUUAAUCGUGUGGCUACGUGCAAUCAUACCAGAACGAACACGCAAUAUAUCAGAAAUAUCCGAUGGUGUUGCCAUUCUAAAAGCAUUGAUACAAAUGUCUCCUGCGAAUUUUUACAAACUUGAUGGUAAAAUUAAAAGUGAUAUAGGAAAUACCUAUAUUAAAAACUCCAAUCUAAAGAAAAUCUUAUCCACAAUAAUGGAGUUUUAUAAUGAUGCUCUCAAUCUGCAAAUCAUGGACAUAGGUUGUCCUGAUGUGAACAAAAUUGCUGAGACACAGGAUUUAAAAGAGUUGGGUAAGCUGUUAAGGUUAGUCUUGGGUUGUGCAGUACAUUGUGAAAGAAAGCAAGAAUAUAUUACACAAAUAAUGGCUCUGGAGGAGUCAGUGCAAAGGUGUAUUAUGCAAGCUAUACAAGAACUUGAAGAAUUGACUGGGGGUGUUGGUAAAUCAGGCAUUAGUUUGUUGAGUCUUGAUUCUGAAACUAGAAUAAUGAAAAUAAUGCAUGAAUUGGAGCAGGCAAAUGAAGCCAAGGAGAUUCUAGCACAGCAGUGUCACAAUUUAGAAUCAAAAGUUCAAAGCCUACAGGAAGAAAAACAAACACUACUAUCUGAGAAUCAAAUUUUAGCUACGCAAAUUAAAGAACGGCAAACACAUGAUUUUCCACGCGGGUUAGAAAAUCGUAAACAAAUUGACCAUCUGAAGGAGGAGAUUUUUCGAUUGGAAGUCGUCCGUGAUGAUUUAGGUGCAAAGCUGAAAGACCAAGAGAAGGAUCUUCAAACUGCGCAAGAUAAAAUCUCUGAAUUAUUACACGCUGCGGAAGUCAACGCUCGAUUGAAAGAUGAAGUUGACGCCCUGACUGAAUCUGCAGAAAAGGUAAAAAAUUUAGAAACCGCACUAGCUUCAUACAAGAAAAAGCUAGAAGAUUACGCCGAUGUUAAGAAACAAUUCAAAGUUUUGGAGGAGAAAAAUGUCGAAUAUUUACAACAGAACUUGAAGCUAGAAGAAGAACUAAAGAAACACCACAGUUGGAAGAAUUCCUCAGAUUUAUACAAAACACAAGCUUCGGAAUUAGAAUUAAAACUGGAUGAAGAAACACAACGUCUGGAUAAAGCCCUGUUUCAGAACAAAAACCUUGAAUCAAAACUAGCAGCAAUGCAGGCGGAAAAGGAACGCUUGGAACGUGAACGUGUUACUCUACGUGAAGAAAACGAUGAACUUCGUUUGAACACAAAUAAAGGCGGCGAUGGAGCAGCGAUGGCUCAAGAAUUAGCUCCCACUGAGAUGAAAGAACGCUUGCGGUUUUUAGAAAAAGAAAACUUAUCACUUCGUGCGGUGAAUCAAGACGCUGAAGCGCAACAAAUGCGCUUGGAAGACGCCACUGCACGAUUAAAGAAACUCACCGAACAAAACCGCACUCAGAACUUACGCAUUCUGGAACUGGAAGCACUGGUAGAGAAUACCAGACUGGAAGACCGAGCAAGUGGAAUGGCAAGUGGCGAUGACAGCCUCAAAGAUUGCAAAGCAAAGAUUGUACAACUCCAGGAGGUAUUGCAGGGUAAAGAACAAGAAUUAAAUAUUAUGCAGGCAAAAUACGCGAGGAGCGUUGAAAAAGCCCGAGAGAUAUCAAUAUCUCUUCAUGGAAAAAGCAACGGUAGUAUUGAGUCACUCCCGACGCGUCAUCAACCAACUAUGAAAGAAGAAGAAAUUCGGUUGAUGACAGCAGCUUUUUAUAGAUUUAGUUCCCAGUUGCAUAGAAAUGCUGUCGAUGAGAAACUGGCGCUGUUAAGUGCAGGCCAAGGACAAUCGUUUCUUUCCAGACAAAGGCAACCCACGCCCAGGAAACCCGUGACGCCAUUUAAAUCAAAAUAAUUGGUGUGAACAAAGAUUUGAACAAUAUUUUAACUGAUUUUAUGGAUUUGAUAUAACAAGUAAGACAUUUUAUUCAUUGUUUUGUUUCUAUUUAUUUUUUAGAAAUAAAUAAUUUUUAAUAA